Molecule: messenger RNA, 1311 nt
Organism: Cladophialophora psammophila CBS 110553
Lineage: Eukaryota; Fungi; Ascomycota; Eurotiomycetes; Chaetothyriales; Herpotrichiellaceae
Product: tryptophanyl-tRNA synthetase
Exons: 5
Coding region: 1-1311 (436 amino acids)
Biological process (GO): mitochondrial tryptophanyl-tRNA aminoacylation
Cellular component (GO): mitochondrion; mitochondrial matrix
Molecular function (GO): ATP binding; tryptophan-tRNA ligase activity
Source: RefSeq, a predicted model, not a curated record
AUGUCGCCAUCUUCCACCAUACGACGAGCCUUUUCAGGGAUUCAGCCAACAGGAGUCCCUCACCUCGGAAACUAUCUGGGGGCUUUGCGGCAGUGGAAACGGCUUCACGACCAGUCCACCGACCCAAAAUUCGCCAUCAAUUAUCGUUAUGAACAGUACUUUUCAGUGGUCGACUUGCAUGCCCUGACAUCAGACACUCUAGCCACAGAGCGCUUACGUCUCAGGAAAGAGUCGUAUGCGGCUCUUCUUGCUCUUGGAUUGCACAACAACAGGAAUACCACGCUCUUCUUCCAGUCUGAUGUCCCACAGCAUACGUCUUUGAUGUGGAUUUUGAGCACCAUUGCCUCAACAGGAUAUCUGUCCAGAAUGACUCAGUGGAAGAGCAAGUUGAACUUGCCGGAAAAUGCCAGCCUCGAAAGCGAUGAGGCGACAGCGAAGCUCAAGCUCGGAUUAUUUUCAUAUCCCGUUCUUCAAGCGGCGGAUAUACUACUGUAUCAUAGGCCAUCCAUUGUCCCCGUCGGGCAAGAUCAACUCCAACACAUUGAGUUCACCCGGACAUUGGCCAGGGGUUUCAAUGCCCUGGUCAAGGAGUCCUCGGGUGGGAAUGUAUUCCGAAUACCUUGGCCGGUAAUAUCCCCCGCGAAAAGGAUCAUGUCCCUAAAGCGUCCGGAGCAGAAGAUGUCCAAGUCUGACCCGGAUCCAAAAUCUCGAAUUUUAAUCACGGACAGCCCCGAGGAGAUCCACGCCAAGCUCCGGGGUGCCGUGACAGACUCAGAACCUGGUAUUUCUUUCAACCCGGAACGGCGGCCAGGAGUAUCCAACCUGGUAGAGAUACUGAAACACGUGACGGAGUCUCGAGAGUCAAGCGACUACAUUGCCAAGGACAACGCAAAUGUCAGCAUGCGUGCAUUCAAGGAGAUGAUCGCAGACGAGAUCAUCUCUGCGUUGAGUGGCGUCCGCGAAAAUUUCCUCGCCAUUAUGGAUUCCGGCAAUGACCGGCUGCGCGAAGAAAUCGAGUGGGGCGGCGCAAAGGCGCGACGGAAAGCCCGCAUGACACUUGGUGAAGUCCAGCAAGCCUUGGGAUUGUUUGGGGUCACACUUUCUGAAGAAGAAGCGACCAGAAUCAGGGAGAGACGGAGACAAGCCACGCGCAAGGACCUGGGGAACGACUUGAAUAUCGAGUCCAACCCGUUCGAUUCCGAUGUAGAGGAUGUGGAUUUUGACGAGGAGCUGGCCGGUAAAGAAGAUGAAGACCGAGGGCCGCUGGACGAAGACGAGACACUCCGAUCUACCGGGCGCGGCAAGAUAUGA